AUGUGUCUCACUUUGGCCACUUGGCCCAUCCGAGGUUAUCAGAGUGAACUGGCGCUCCUGCGACGGCACGAGUCCGAAAAGAUCUUUGGGGUCCAAAUCGCAGGUGGCGAUGUGGCCAUGAUGUCCAAAGCGGCACAAUUUAUUGAUGAGAAUGUUGACUGUGAUUUCGUGGACAUCAAUUGCGGAUGUCCGCUCGAUGAGGUGCAUCGGCGAGGUGCUGGCUCGAGGCUCAUGGCGAAGGCUGGCCAUUUGGAAGGCAUAGUGAGAUGCAUGUCAGGUGUUUUGAAGACAAAAGCCCUGACAUUGAAAAUGCGCACAGCUCACAUGGAGGAUAACAGGCUGAAGGAUUUCAAUGGCCGCUAUGCUCACAACUUGGUGCCCAAGCUGGAGGGCUGGGGUGUCAGCGCCUUGGUCUUGCACGGUCGAACUGCACGACAGCGCUAUACCAAACUGGCGGAUUGGGAUUACAUCAAGGAGUGCAGUGGCCGAAGAAAGUGCCCAACUCCUUUCAUAGGAUGUGGCGAUGCCAUGAACUGGGAAGAAGUCGAACAGCAUUGUGCGACUCAUGGUGUGGACUCUGUCAUGGUGGGACGGGGUGCCCUCAUCAAACCUUGGCUCUUUACAGAGAUCAAAGAAAAGAGGCACUGGGACAUUUCCGCCAGUGAGCGAUUGGAUCUCAUUCGAGACUUCACCCGCUAUGGCCUUGAGCAUUGGGGAGCGGAUCCUCGAGGAGUUGAGACGACUCGGCGCUUUCUGUUGGAAUGGCUCUCCUUCCACUGUCGUUAUGUUCCAGUGGGACUCCUCGAGGUACAGGAGGCCAAAAUCAACUGGCGUCCGCGACCUUAUGUUGGUCGAAGUGACUUGGAAACCAAACUUGCCUCGACCAAUUCCAAGGACUGGGUCGAGAUCACAGAGAUGAUGUUGGGCAAGGUUCCAGAUGGCUUUUCCUUCGUUCCAAAGCACAAGUCCAAUGCAUACCAAGCAGAGGGUGCAGCGAGUGCAGCCACACAGGCAAAACCUGACGAAGAUGGUGCAGCUGGCUGACCCUGAGCUGGACAACUGGAAGUGGAAAUGCCAUUUGAAGCACUAAGAAAACUGUAGUAGCCUUGUCACAAACGCCAUUAAAAGGUUUGAUUUGAUGGCACGAUUUCCUGAAAUUUUUGACCCUAGGAAUAGAUUAAUGAUGACUUUAGCACUCUGCAACCAGUGUUGAGCCAACAGCUUGCUCAAGAAACCGCUGGUUAGACCCUGCCUUGCGAGCAUUUUGUUGCUAGCAUCAAAAACUUCGUACAGGCUGCAUACGGCAAA
Molecule: messenger RNA, 1308 nt
Organism: Cladocopium goreaui
Lineage: Eukaryota; Dinophyceae; Suessiales; Symbiodiniaceae
Source: the annotation of a GenBank genome assembly